GUGUCUCCGGCUCUUAUUUUGAGCUUCUGCUACCCGUUUUUACGUCAGUCGUCCCACCAUGCAGCGUGAACCUCCGAAGAAGAGGCAGGAGAAGAAGGUGGAAAAGCGGCUUUUUGACGCCACAUCCUUCGGGAAGGACCUGCUGGCAGGCGGGGUGGCGGCGGCUGUGUCCAAGACGACGGUGGCGCCCAUCGAGCGUGUGAAGCUGCUGCUGCAGGUCCAGGCGUCGUCCAAGCAGAUCAGCCCCGAGGCGCAGUACAAAGGCAUCGUGGACUGCCUGGUGCGGAUUCCUCGUGAGCAAGGUUUCCUCAGUUAUUGGCGUGGCAAUUUGGCAAAUGUUAUCCGGUAUUUUCCAACACAAGCUCUAAACUUUGCUUUCAAAGACAAAUACAAACAACUGUUCAUGUCUGGAGUUAAUAAAGAAAAACAGUUCUGGAGGUGGUUUUUGGCAAACCUGGCUUCUGGUGGAGCUGCUGGGGCAACAUCGUUAUGUGUAGUUUACCCACUAGAUUUUGCCCGAACCCGAUUAGGUGCUGAUAUUGGAAAAGGUCCUGAAGAGCGACAGUUCAAGGGUUUAGGUGACUGUAUUAUGAAAAUAGCAAAAUCAGAUGGAAUUGUUGGUUUAUACCAAGGGUUUGGUGUUUCAGUUCAAGGCAUCAUUGUGUACCGAGCUUCUUAUUUUGGAGCUUAUGACACAGUUAAGGGCUUAUUACCAAAACCAAAGGAAACACCUUUUCUUGUCUCCUUUUUCAUUGCUCAAGUUGUGACUACAUGCUCUGGAAUACUCUCUUAUCCCUUUGACACAGUUAGAAGACGUAUGAUGAUGCAGAGUGGUGAGGCUGAACGGCAAUAUAAAGGAACUUUAGACUGUUUUAUGAAGAUAUACCAACAGGAAGGAAUUGGUGCAUUUUUUCGUGGUGCCUUCUCCAACAUCCUUCGUGGUACAGGGGGUGCCUUGGUCUUGGUAUUGUAUGAUAAAAUUAAAGACCUCCUUAAUAUUGAUAUUGGAGGUAGUUCAGCAGGCGAUUAAAUUGAGAAAUGGAUAUGGUUAACUUCUUAAACAUACAAAUUACAUAGCUGCCAUUUGUGUACAUUUUGAUAGUGUUAUUCCUGUCAGUAUUUUCUUAAAGUGCUAAUUCUGCAAUAAAGCAAAGGCUUUUUUCAAGAAUUUAAAUACCAACAAAGCAGAUAAAUGCGAUUUCUUUACUAUUUAGAUUCAAACUCACUUUGAUGAGACAUUUACUUACUGUAAGUGGUACAUGUUAUUUUUAUUAGUUUAAAAUCUUUUUCUUACUUUUGUGAUAAGGUAAAAUGUACAAUGCUAAAAUCUAGGAAAUGAAAGUAUCUUCUUUUAAAAUUAUAUUAUUUUAACUGUCUCCCUAUCUUUUGAAAUCAUACGAUAUGACAAAUAUUUCUUAAAAGCUUAUCUGGAGAUGUCAUCAUGAUAUCUGUGAGCAUAAGUAAGCUUUCUUCUACAACAUCUUUAUUAAAGCAGCUCAGGUUAUUACUGCAUACAGUGUUUAUGGUAUCAUAUAGCUUUUAAUAAGCACAGAUUGUAUAUCUGAUUAUAAAAAAAUGAUAAUGACUUUAAUGACAUUGUAAACCUGUAGUUGGAAAGUGAAAGAUGUAAAGAUGGCAUAUUUGCUAGCUUUUAUCUUUAAGAUAAAAUCUUGCUAAAUGUGAAUGUAUCUUAGAACAAAAAUUAUCCCCUUGAAAAUUAGUUUGUAUACUUUGUAUUGAUAAAAAUAAAAACGUUUAAAACU
Capra hircus (goat) is the source of this 1763-nucleotide messenger RNA. RefSeq names its product solute carrier family 25 member 31 (gene SLC25A31). Gene Ontology annotation, cellular component: mitochondrial inner membrane. The transcript has 6 exons. Gene Ontology annotation, molecular function: ATP:ADP antiporter activity. Bases 59 to 1030 code for a protein of 323 amino acids. NCBI's taxonomy places the organism in Eukaryota, Metazoa, Chordata, Mammalia, Artiodactyla, Bovidae. Gene Ontology annotation, biological process: mitochondrial ATP transmembrane transport; mitochondrial ADP transmembrane transport. The record is from RefSeq and is a predicted model, not a curated record.